Perkinsus marinus ATCC 50983 is the source of this 168-nucleotide messenger RNA. RefSeq lists its product as hypothetical. The record is from RefSeq and is a predicted model, not a curated record. The annotation marks the transcript as partial. The transcript has a single exon. Lineage: Eukaryota; Perkinsozoa; Perkinsida; Perkinsidae.
GCACUGAGCGCCGUAAAGAUUCCUUUUAUCACGACAAGGUUCGCCAACAGGAAGGGGCCGAGAUCAAUGCGAGCUUACACGCCCUGAAGGAGUGCAUUCGAUAUAGAAUGCUACGCCAUCACCACAACAACAAUAGCAGCAGCAGUAGUGUGUCGGUGGAGAAAGAAG